UGACACUAGAGCAGCGAUUCAGUACAUUUAUAAUCUUCUGUGGGCUCAGCAUAUAAGAGGGGCCCUAAGCUCCAACUGGCCCUCACAGCAAGCCGAGCAUAGAGCUCCUCAACACAGCAGUGCUGUGCUCAGAUUCACUUCUCUCAUCAGCUGAAAAAAAUAUCAUUGCGACUACUAUACUUCAGAGAGGUGUCUCUAAAGCCUGCACACAGGUACCAUAACUUCUCAAAAUGAAUCUUGAGGUGCCCAAAGCUGAGAUCAAGUCUGCUACUCGUGUCACCGGCGGCCCCUCCACCCCACGGAAAGGACCACCUAAGUUCAAACAGAGGCAGACCCGUCAGUUCAAGAGCAAGCCUCCGAAGAAGGGAAUCCAAGGCUUUGGUGAUGAUAUCCCUGGAAUGGAGGGCUUGGGCACUGAUAUUACUGUCAUUUGUCCCUGGGAGGCCUUCAAUCACCUGGAGCUCAAUGAGCUGGCCAAGUACGGCAUCAUCUGAGCCACCCUGAGGAUUACAGGCUGCAUCAAUAAACUUCAACUUCCGCCUCAGGCUUCAUCUUCUAAAUUCAAAUGGAACCAUUCCUAAGAAAAUACAAUAAUGAACUGUAACAAACACAAACAAAUGAAAACUACUACUACUACUUUCUCCAACUAUUUUUCUCACGGAUAAAACAUGAAAUUUGUGGAAGAGAGGCAACAUGAAAUUGAGUGAAAAAGAAGUGGUUGGACCCCCACUUCAUAUGAUCCUUCGCCAUCUCAGAGGCUUGUCCAUCAACACUGAUUAUGUAAAAUACAAAAUCUGAAUUCUGUAAAGACUGGGAACCUGUUUUGCAUUUCUGAUCGUAACCCUUUAAGUGGAAUCAUUUGAACCAAUCCUAACCCUUUUUCUCUCUGGUUUGAUCAUCACAAAAUAACUUAAAAUACUUUUUUUUCUUACCAUGGUGUAUUUGGAGAUGUGUUCUCAGAAAAGAAAAAAAAAACACCUUUACAAAAACCAGAAGAACAGCAGCUUAUAUUAUUGUAUUACUUGUAUUGUAUUAUUUAUAUGUCACCCUUGUAUAAUAUGAAUGCAUAUGAACAUUUGUGAUUUGUGUUCUUCCACACCACAA
Eleginops maclovinus (Patagonian blennie) is the source of this 1104-nucleotide messenger RNA. RefSeq names its product phosphodiesterase 6G, cGMP-specific, rod, gamma, paralog b (gene pde6gb). Lineage: Eukaryota; Metazoa; Chordata; Actinopteri; Perciformes; Eleginopidae. The transcript has 4 exons. The coding region runs from base 231 to 494 and encodes 87 amino acids. The record is from RefSeq and is a predicted model, not a curated record. Gene Ontology annotation, molecular function: cGMP binding; 3',5'-cyclic-nucleotide phosphodiesterase activity. Gene Ontology annotation, biological process: visual perception; positive regulation of epidermal growth factor receptor signaling pathway; positive regulation of G protein-coupled receptor signaling pathway. Gene Ontology annotation, cellular component: photoreceptor outer segment membrane.